CCGGAAGGCGCUGUCGGGGAGCGAUGGCGGCGCUGCUCGGGGGGGCGGCGGCCGCGCUGCUGCGGCGGGGACCGGGACCGGGACUGGGACCGGGACUGGGACUGGGAGCGGUGCUGGGAGCGGGGCAGCGCCGGCACCGGCACAAGGAGAAGUGGGCUACCACGGCCCCCCGCAUCCCAUCCACACGGCUGGCCCUGCACCACUUCGACACGAGCUACAGCCUGCACCUGGGGGAGCUGUGGCCCUCUGUCCGUGCCGGCCUGCUCUGUGAGCAGAAGUACGGCGCCCUCCUCAACAACUUCUCUGCUGUCGACCACGUCACCCAAGAGCUGGAGCUGCUGAAUGCCACCGAUUUCGUUUCCGAAGCCCUCCAAAAGGCACAGCAGUCACAGCGGGGGGCGGCUGCGAGGGAAGCAGUGAGAGGCUCCCAGGAGGGCAGUGUUCAGGGCAGGACUGUGAUACAGGCAGAGACAAUGACACAGGCAGAGACAUCGCCACCGUUUCGUGCCUCCAUCAGCCCCAAAAUCAAGUGUUACACCUUCCCCAGGGGUGACAUCACACGCUUUUGCCCUGCACGGCCAGACAUUUUGGGGCUCCUUGGUUAUUAUCUCAUGGAUGCAGCAUCUCUCCUGCCCGUCCUUGCACUCGAUGUGCAGCAGGAUGACCUUGUCCUUGACCUUUGUGCAGCUCCGGGUGGCAAGACUCUGGCUCUGCUGCAGACUGGGCUUUGUGUAAGUGGAGGGCAUCUGGCAGCCAACGAUGUCUCCAUUUCCCGGACAAAGAGGCUGCACCAGAUCCUUCAUAAGUAUGUUCCCAGAGAAAUCAGGGAAACUGUGAGUGUCACAUCCCACGACGGAAGGGACUGGCAGGAUGUGGACGGUGGCACUUUCCAUAAGGUGCUGGUGGAUGUGCCCUGCACGACGGACAGGCACUCUGCCAUGGAGGAGGACAACAACAUCUUCCACAAGAGGCGAACCAAGGAGCGUCAGAUGCUGCCCAUGCUGCAGCUGCAGCUGCUGAUGCACAGAGGGAAGAACCUUGUGGCUGAUGUGAUCCUUGAUGCUGAUGGGGAUGCCAUAGAAGGACGGGUUACCUGCUCCCUGAACUGCUGGACAGCCUUUGCCAUUUUCUUCAGACCCUCAUCCAAGGUUUUCUGAGCUUCUUUCAUUUUCUUCUGGAUCAUCUUUUUGCCCACCCAUUUCCAGACCACCACAGCUGCCACUGACCUGCCAAGCAGCGUGAGGGCAGCAGAAGUAUCCACCUUCCUCUGUGGCAGGAGCUGCCUCAGCUGCUCCUGGAUCAUGAUGUGGCCUUCGGGUCUGCAGGGAUGGAGUGAGAAAGAAAAGCAAGGCAGGAGCAGAAGACCUUUCCUGCCUCCCCAGACCCAUCCCUCCUCUCAGCACCACUGUCUUGGGUCAGCAAAUAGUUCAAAUAGUUCAGUGUGAAGCUGACCCCUGCAAAGCUGCCGUCUGUGGAGCGUGCAAGGGAGAAUGAUUAACCAGGAAACGGAAAAGGUGACGUUUGGUCAGUGAAUCUUGGGGUGUUGGGUUUAUAGGGGCUUUCUGGGCUGUGGGAAACUCUCCACUGGGAAUGGCUAAGGGGUCAACUGAACAAAAGAAACAAGGAAAUAGCCGUUCUCCUGUUUCCUGUGUAGCCUGAGAGGACAAUGGGAAAAGGGGAAAAAACAGCUUGAAGUUGCAAGACUUCCUUGCACAGGGAUGGGGAAUGUAUGCCGAGGGGAUGCACAGCUGUGGGGUACCCCCAGCUCACCAAAUCCCUUAUGCUACUCCCAUGGUGGCCAGAGGCUGUUGCAGGAGGUCCGUGCUCAGCACUGCCGUGAUGUCUGCACGCACCGGGAGAGGCCGUUCCACUCCAUGACGCUGGUAUUGCUUUAGGAGUGGAAAAUUCCACAGGCUUGCAGGCCAGAAGCAAACUAUUUCCACCAGACAUUGGAAUAGCUGGUGUCUGACAUCUUUCCAGCAGAGAUGACUCUCACUACAAGCACUAGGAGCCACACACUUAGCUGAAGGCAACAACCCAGCCAACAUCAGCCAUGGUCUGUCUGCAGUCUGCUCUGUUGGUUUUGGAUGGUGGGUGCUCCCUAUGGGUUCCCCCUUUGAAAAAGUAUUUGGGCAGCUAUGGAUUGUGCAUUACAAAACUUUGCAAGAUUCUAGAGGAGUGUGGAACUGGGUAUGGAAAGGAAGCUGAAGAGCCCUCUCUCUUCAGGGCUAGGUAGUCCUCUAGUGCUCAUUUUUUCAUUGUCAUGUUCGUUCUUAGCAGUUAUAAGAGUUCACUGUUGUUUUCUGUCACAAUUUGUGUCAGUAGGGAAUGUUCUUAGCUUAGUUCUUAACUAGGGAAAUUUAUGGACUCUGAACAAAAUUGUCUUUGGCGUCCUUGCAGAAACAGUCUGGAGCUGACGGGAGUUAGCGGCGUAGUAACAAAUUAAGCCGGCCUUUUACUGUGUCCCUUCCAGUGGCACCUUCCUUGGAGGAUGCCUCCUCAGCUAUGGCACUGCAAGGGGACAUGCCCGCAGCCCCUCCAGCUCCUACUCCACGGUGCUGGCUGCAGCUGGUGCCUCUGGAAGGCACACGUUAAUGGGGUCAGCACGCGACAGUACCGAGCCCUCUCCAACCUCCAGGAACCCACGCAAGCGCUUCCUGAGACAGAGGUGGGCUCUUGGCCUGUGUGACAGCACCAGAACCCCUAUGAUGGGCUGAGCAGAUGUGGGAGGGUUUUUUUCCUGUGCUGGGAAGUGUCAGGGCAUUGGCCUCCCACAUCCACUUGCGCAUUGGUACCUGUGCUCUGAUCCUGCCCUUUAGACACUUAGUAAAUGUUUAACAGAGACAGGGACAGCUGUGUCCAGACUGACUUGGCAUUUCAAAGGGCAGAUUUUCAGCAGGCAGAGCUGCAUUUCCAGAUGGCCGGAUGCUGCUGAGGAACCCCCUUUUCCUGUCAAUGUGUGAGCAUCUCUGCAUCCUUUGUGAACCAGAGGCAGGGCUCCUCCUGCCACCACAAGGCCACACAUCCAAGGGAACCUAAAACAAGGAAGCAAAGGGAUGUCCAAAGUUAAAUCUCAAGUCCAUAGCAGGGGAGAUAGACCUACCUGACUUACAGGUCAACACUCACUUGUCCACAGUGUUUUGUCAUUUGAAUUGAUCCAGGUCCAAGGUCAAACCCAUCAGUGGUGUUUAGAUGAAAGCCAUGCAUGCCCCUUUUCACAAGAAGAGUCAACUCAUAGCAGCUGGGUCUGGGAUUUCAUUGUAGCACCCACGACAUCUCCGUCACUGUGGACUAUCCCAGAAAAAGGCAGUCAGACAAAGUCAGACAGACUGUUCCUGUGCCCAGGAAAGGCUGCACCAUCUUUGCUUGCAAGAGCAAAAACUACAUCAACUUACUGUCAUCACGCUCCAUUAACACCUUCAGGUCUUAAGCAGAAUGGGUUUUGACAGAAAUUGUUUAUAACUAAGCUGUUUUCCCUCUAAAUUGGUAAUAAAUAUUUUUAAGUCAGUUUUGACUCCAUUUUGAUUAAAAUGAUGAAGAAUAAAUCCUUACAGCUGCAUCUUGUGUUCAUGUAUUUGUAACCAAACACUCUGGUGCUCUUUUUCGAAAUGAUUUACAAAAUGAGGCAUGUUAACUAUGCUGCUCUGAAAGAAUAUUAAAGACAUUUCACAAAAUACUGAAAUCAUAGUGAUUUGGGCUGGUCCCCUCUGGAGAACUUGUUGCAGUUGGCUCAGAGGGCUGAAUAAAUGUUUUCUGGGGACUCUCCAGUUUCUGACUCAUUUCAGCCUGGAAUAUCUAUUCAGAGCAUAAGACUCUCCUCAAUUUCAGUCCAACUCCACCAGCACUCACAGAACAUAACAGCUGGUAAGAAACUUGCCACUACCAAAUCUGCACCUUUCCAACAAUCAAGAACAUCAGUUGAGAGGUGAGGGUUUGUCUCUAUCAAUGCUUUUCCAUGUUGCUCAGCCAGGACUCCUGUUGGCUUUCCCUGAAUAAACUGCAAUAGGAUGGGAAGAGAGACCUCCCAUACCAAGCAUGACACCUCUGACAGCAGGGGCUGCUCUCUCUCCUAAUCAUCCCUACAUCUUUCCCACUUUUGUGAGUAUUGCACUAUUUUCCUUGAGCCUUUCCAUAGCCAAGUGGGUUGUACAGAUCCUACUUACAACUUCUCCAGCAAGGUAGAGACAUGAUCAGCAAAGAUGCUGUAGGGAGCUGUUAGUUCUUCACCAGAAGUCCAGGAGCAUUCCUACUUCUUCCAUCAUGUCUGGUGUCUUGCUCACAUCUGUCCCCACUGAGUGACAGCAGAGCCUUCAGCACCCUGAUGGUGAGGGACUGGGAUGUUCCCAGCUGCUCCAUGGCUGGGCACAAAGCUGACAGCAGGAAGCUGGGCUUUUCACUGGUCUCCUAUGGGCAAGCAGGGCAGCAGGGAAGCUGGAUGAUUUGAGUGAAAAGGAGAACAGUGGCAGGAAAAAACAAACAAACAAACAAAGGAACAAAACGAGACUGACUGCUUGGCGAGAUGAGGAUUUGUGCAGCAAACAGCUGUUUCAGACUGAAGGACGUACCAAUCCUAAUUUUGGGGGUUUUUUUUGUGUUUCAAGGGUGAGUUUUCCUAUGUUCAGGUGUUUCACUUCACCUCCUUUUUAAACAUUUGCUUUUAGCUACUUCAACUACCAUCUCGAAACUUUGUUUGAAGUGAAUGUCUGGGAUCCUGGAAAUGUUUGUGUCCCUAAUGUCCUCUGUCACUGCCUGCUACAUCACAGAGCUCUGUGUGCUUCAGAUACUGUAAGGGGACAACUGACCUGUUCUAACAACUCAUGUCCUGCUGGUAUCAGUUUUCUAGGGAGUCUUAUUUGCUCCUGAUGCUGUGACUAUAUAACAUUGUGACACGCUAAAUAAAGAAAAAAUCCUGCAAAGUAAAG
Pipra filicauda (Wire-tailed manakin) is the source of this 4922-nucleotide messenger RNA. RefSeq names its product NOP2/Sun RNA methyltransferase 4 (gene NSUN4). The record is from RefSeq and is a predicted model, not a curated record. Bases 24 to 1157 code for a protein of 377 amino acids. Gene Ontology annotation, molecular function: methyltransferase activity. Gene Ontology annotation, biological process: rRNA methylation. Gene Ontology annotation, cellular component: mitochondrial large ribosomal subunit. The transcript has 6 exons. NCBI's taxonomy places the organism in Eukaryota, Metazoa, Chordata, Aves, Passeriformes, Pipridae.